This is a messenger RNA of Penicillium brasilianum, 1361 nucleotides long. NCBI's taxonomy places the organism in Eukaryota, Fungi, Ascomycota, Eurotiomycetes, Eurotiales, Aspergillaceae. The record is from the annotation of a GenBank genome assembly.
CACCGGGCUCCGGUCACUUCUUCUGCGAAAGAGUAACGCUUCCAAGCGAGAGGGACGAGAGCACAUGCAGCUCCACGGUCGCAUCCCUCUCUUAAGCCCGCCUGUUCGAAUCUUUUUUCUUAUCUUUCAUUUUGCUCCGGUGGAAGGACACUUUGAGACAUCCUUAAACAAGGGAUAACCAUAACGGUCAUUCGGAUCCUGUGAUAACCCAAUUAUUCACUGCUUCCGAGUCUCUCUCCUUUCUCGCCAUGUCAAUUACUUCAACGAGCGGCCUCAUGUCGAACUAUUCACGUCUUUCCGACCACCGAUCCUCGUCCGAGGAGGAGAACGAGAAGGAUAUGCAUCUGCGUUUGCAAUCCGAUGUGGAAGCUGGCGAGAGUCAGAUUCACCGUAUGGUGGCAACGGACAAGAAGCCCUCGCGCUGGGUUGACGGUCGUACCGUUUCGGACGCCAUUAUCGGUCUUUCGGACGGCAUGACGGUGCCAUUUGCGCUCACUGCUGGACUAUCCGCCUUGGGCGAUACCAAGGUGGUCGUCUUUGGUGGUAUGGCGGAGCUUAUCGCCGGCGCCAUCUCUAUGGGCUUGGGUGGCUAUCUUGGCGCAAAGAGUGAAGAGGAAUCAUACAAGGCCACUCUCAAAGAGACCAAAACCCAAACCAUGACCGACCCCGCCUCCGUUUCUACCACCAUCGAGGAGAUCUUCGAGCCAUACGAACUCCCCGCCGAAUUAGUCUCCCAAUUGACCAGUCAUCUCUCCGCCUCCCCCAUGCUCCCAUCUUUCCUCAUGAACUUCCACCACACCCUCCCCGAACCGUCGGGCUCCCGUGCCGUCAUCUGCGCCCUGACAAUUGCUUUGGGUUACUUCAUUGGUGGUUUCGUGCCUCUCCUGCCUUAUUUCUUCGUUGGCCCCCACGAUGCUUUUGUCGCACUACGCUGGUCCAUUGCAACCAUGGCGAUUGCCCUGUUCCUCUUUGGGUAUGGCAAGACUUGCUUCGUGAGUGGCUGGAGGGGCCGGAGAAAUGUGCGCAAGGGUGUGAUCGGAGGCGUCCAGAUGGUGCUAGUGGGUGGUGUGGCAGCCGGAUCCGCCAUGGGACUGGUGAAGGCGUUCCAAAUGCUGGCAGAUGGGCAUGAACAUGCCAAGCAUGACUAAUUUCGGCGUGAGAAAGGAAGGAUAGCAUUAUGUGUACAACCUCGAUUCCUCUCGUUUUUCGUUCUUUCUGGCUGGGUUUGAUUUGGCGUUCAUGGAAUGGUGUUCUCGAUCGGGCCCCUCGAGGUGCUGCGGCGUUCUUUCUUUUUCUUUCUUCGAGUCUCUGAUUCAUGAUAUGUGAUCAUGAACGGAGGCAGUCUACGGAAAUUAUGGACA